Messenger RNA from Gambusia affinis (western mosquitofish), 4886 nucleotides. RefSeq lists its product as uncharacterized. Gene Ontology annotation, cellular component: actomyosin contractile ring. The transcript is spliced from 25 exons. Bases 328 to 3900 code for a protein of 1190 amino acids. Gene Ontology annotation, biological process: actomyosin contractile ring assembly; septin ring organization; mitotic cytokinesis. The record is from RefSeq and is a predicted model, not a curated record. Lineage: Eukaryota; Metazoa; Chordata; Actinopteri; Cyprinodontiformes; Poeciliidae.
CAAUUUCAUUGCAGUAAAGAUGUUCCCUUUUCGUGUCCAUAACAGUAAAACAUUGAUUUGAAUUGCUUGUUUGAUUGUUAUGUAAUGAAACACAGGUCUCCGACCUUGUUUGAUGACAAAACGUCGAGCUGCGCAGAGUGUCGGUUUAUUACGGUAGGAGGAAGAGUCCAUUUGUACGCUCCGCUGACGUCAGAGGACCCGCUGAAAUUCAAAGUUAGAGAAGGACACUGCAACACCUGAAGACAAGGAGGCCGUUUUCUCGAUUUAAUGCAACUUAGGUUUGACCUGAAUAGAACUUAAGGUUUUAAGACAUAGUCUCGGUUCAUAAUGGAAGCUGGGCAAGAAAAUGGCAGCAGUGUCACCUUAAAGAGGCAGAGGGAACCUCUGUCGGACACUGAAGACAACAUCGUCCCUGCAGCAGAUGUAAAAGAUGGACUGAAGCGACGGCGUCUGGAAGCAGCUGGUCAGGAGAACCUGACUCCUGAGGCAUCCUCAUCUGGACGUCUGGCGGAGUUCCAGGCAAAACCGGACACACCAGUGAUCCCGUCGGUCCGUUCCCGAGUCCAGCUGCUCACCCAGAGAAAAGACGGUUUUUUUGCACAGCGUUCUUUCUCUCAUCCAGGAAACGAAGGCCCAUCGGUUCCCAGCAAGGGUGUCAGUGAGCGUCUUCUCGGUGAGGAAGAAUUUCAUCAACGGCUGGAGCGUUUUAAGGCACCAGCCUCUCAGGCCGACACCACCCAAACGCCGAGCCCUGCCGGCUCCUGCCCCCGGCCCCGCUCCGACUUUGUGUCUGGCAUUCAGCAGAAACUGCAGUGCACAACAACACCCAGCUCCAAACAGGCUUCCAUCAUGCGCCAGGAACGGGAGCUGGAGUUAAACCAGUUGCCUUUCCAGCCAAUCAGUAAGAACGCUUGGCUGAAAAGGUGCAGCUCGGAUUCAUCAAUAACUCAGGGAGGGCCUCCUGCUGGCUGCUCUUCCCCCGCCUCUCGGGUUCCUGUGUCUAAAAGGACAUUUUGUUGGCCUCCCAUUCAGCCCUGGGAUGAGGUCCCUGGAGACGUUGAGAUGAAAGAUGGGAGUUUUUCUGAAAUGUUGACAUCUGUGGCUACGACACCUUCUGGAAAUAUGACGGGUGAAGGAGCGGUCGCUGACGCUCCUGCUGCGUCUACAGAGCUUAAACUCAACAGAGAGGGGCAGAAGGAAAGCCUUCCUCACGGUGAGGAAGCAGGAAAUGAGAACAAGCUCAAGCCUGCAACUGUGAAUACAGAAGAGCAGCCAGGGUCCCAGCACCCAGAGAGCCAGACGGUGUUAAAGUUGUCUUUCAGUGAUGAGCACAGCCUGUCUGAUCUGCACACAUCUGAUAAACACAGCUUCUUGCAAUCAACUCUCCUAGAUGAGUCAAACACGAAGGAAACGAGCAAAGUUUCCAGAGUGACUGAGGUGGAAAAGUCUGAGGUGUUUCCUUUUGACGAAGAUGAGACGAUGGAAGGCUCUACGUGUGGUGAAGAGAUUGAGCCUUCAACCGACGAGGAACUAAGGGAGUGGAGAUAUCCUCAAGGAAACGCGUCAGCUGACGAGGAGGCGAUCUCGGAGGAGAGAGUGUUUAGUGAGGAGAAGGAAGAAGAAAUGGAGGCAGCUAGAGAGGAGAAGGAGAAAAGGAGUAGCUUGAGAAAUGAAGGUGAUCCUGCUGAUGUUAGAAGUGCUCCAGAUCUAGAUGUCUCAGAAAAGACAGCUGGCUUUGGUGGACAACAGGAAGAUGAGAAGCUUAGACCAGAAGAGAAGAGGAGUGAUGGAGAUAACAGAGUAGAUGACUCCUUGACAAGGAAAUCGGCUUUAAAAACCAAAACAUUGAGAGAGAAACCAUCAGAAAAUGCAGAACAUGAAACCAGCUUUGAAAACGAAGCUCAACCUGGUGGGAGGGAUGAAUGUCAGGGUUCAUCUGAGAUCCAGAUGUCAGACUCCCAUCAGGGGGAGAGGGCAGUUUUAGGUGGGCUGAAAACAGAAAGCUCAAAAAAAGUCACCUUUUUCCUGGAGCCGGAGCUGAUCAGUGGCUCUCCUUUACCUGAGCGCAACGCCUCAGAGGGGUCCAGGGCAGACGGCAGUCUGUCAGAUUCAGGGUCAAGCUCUCAUGACGACACCAACUCGACAGAAACCAUUGAGAAGAUGUUUGAAGAGGUGCUGGAAUAUGCCGGGCGUGCAGAAGAGGAGGGACGAGUUGAGGAAGACGGAGAGGAUCAUGACAGUGGCAUCGGUUCUUGUUCUGUUGGAAAGAGUGGCGAGAAGAUUGAAAGAGAGGAAGAGCCCAGAGGAGAGGAAUGUGAUGAAAACGAUGAGCUUCUUACUUUUCCUCAAAGCGGCAUCCUCUCUCCUCUCAGCAAGUCUUUUGAAGCUGUGGUUACCCCACUGCGACUGGCUGCGGCCCAAGAGUCUCAUCCUCCACCUUUGCUCCUGUCUCCAGAGGAAAGCAGCACUCCUCCUGAAUCUGCUCCUCUGUACAGCAUCGAUGCGUAUCGCACACAAAGGCAACGUAAGCUGCCAGCCAUCCAGAGCGUGACGCCUGUGGUUCAACGACGGACGCCAGAGACGCCGAAGCCCAAAGAGUCUGCCAACACCAAGGAGAAGAUAACUGCUCUGAAUGAAGAAGCUGGGAAACUGCAGCUGGUGAUCAACCAGACGCUGCAGGCGCUGAGCUGCUGCACCGAUGAGGAGCACGGACGAGGCUCUCUGGAGGAGGCCGAAGCUGAGAAACUCCUGCUGGUGUCCUGUGAGAAACGGUCUGCUCUGCUGGCAGAGGUGUCCAGACUGCGGGAGGAGAGGAGCCUGCAAUCUGAAGAGGCUCCAAAGGAGGACACGGACUACGUUUCCCAGCAGGCCUGCAGAGGAACCAUCAACAUCACCGACAUCCAGCUGCCGCUGAAGGUUGAGUUUGUCUGCUCGUCGAACAGCCGUCCAGGUCGACCGAGCCACUACUUUUUCAUCCUGAUCCGCUACGGACCGUGCAACGUCAUCGCCACGCCGCUGGCCACAGCUGCCGACGCUCAAAACGGAGACGCCAUCUCCUUCCCGACUGCAGUCACUCUAAAGGAUAUACGCUCGUCUUUUGAGAUUGAUGUUGAAGUCUACAGCCUGUGUCCUAGCUCAGGAUCCACCAGUACCUCAGACCGGACCAGCACCAAGUCCCGUGUCACACCAAGGAAGUUUCUGAACACCCUUACACAGAAAUCCAGCAACAUUUUCACAUCUCCUGCUGCUCUCGGCACUCGCCGCUCCAGUAACUUUUCUCUGGUGGGUUCCCACAAGAUCACCUGGGCUUCACUGGGACGCAGGAAGUUUCCUCUUGAUAAGAUGAAACUUGAUGGCAAAAUCAGGAGGCUGCUGGGAGAUGAAUUUCAGGAAAAGGUGCCAUUUCUUUCACCACUGGAGGGCCACAUCUACCUGAAACUGGACAGCGAGGGCCACUCCGAUGUGCAGCACCAAGGCUUCCUGACGAUGUUUGAGUUGAUCAGUGGAUUUGGGGUGUGGAAUCGGCGAUAUUUUGUCCUGGAGGAAUGCAACUUGUCCUACUGGAGCAACCCAAAUGACAAGGAGACCAAGGAAGCAGAAGGCAGCAUCUCUCUGUCCAGGUCUCCCAGUCAGUGUGUCAGGCCUGUUAAGAGAGAUUCAUGUGCUCGACCUUUCACCUUUGAGCUGGUGAACGCCUCUCAGCAGGAAGACCAAAACCAGGACGUGCUAUCCAAGUGUUGGUUCUCGGCCGACACCAAGCAGGAGCGGUUGGACUGGAUGGAGAAGCUCAACCAAGCCCUGCUGGACUUCCACACGUGGAGCCGUCCCCCGGCGGAGAACCAGGCGUUCAACGUGUCCAACGUGUCCAGCAGCGGGAACCUGACGGAGAGCAUCCUGUAGCGCGAACAGAGUCCUGGAUCCGUCCUGGAAUCAGCUUUUUUAGGUUUUUGGUCUGAGCUGAUAUCGGAGAUUAGAUUAGAUUAGAUUAGAUCAGAUCAGAGCUGUGGGACACCAUGAAACAUCUCAUGUUGAUUUAUUGAUGGGAGACUAAUUCAUUUUUCUGUUUUAAUCCCAAUCUAAUCUAUAAUCAUUGGGUUUCAGUUUUAUUUGCAGACUUUGUUGCAAAUUGAAUUUUUUUAGUAUCAUGUCAGAUUUUUUUUUUUUAACUGGUUUUAUUUUUUUUGCAGGAUUUCAUUUGGUGAGCAGCUGCUCUGUUAAUAAUUGGUCACUUUAAGUUGUUGUCGCCUUUGCUAUUGCCAAUAUUUACUUAUGUACAUGAAUGGAUUCAGAUUCUAUUUUUAUUGUUCAAGCUUGAAGGAUAAAUUGUGAUCAAUACACUAAUACUAAAUAAAUGUAUGACUAAGGCAGGAUGGGAGUAUCGGUGAGAACGUGAAACCGAUCAAAAGCCGUUUUCUCUGUUAAAUGUUCGGGUUUGGCUGCAUUUGGCUGAGGGACAAAAAGCCUGUUGUUGGUUCUGGGAUUUAAUUAAGUGGAAGAGAAAUAUACAAAACUAUCUUCUCCACCUUGAUCUGAAGGAGGACGGUUUGGUUGCCUAGACUUUAAAUAUUCCUAAUUUACAAAAUUUUACCCUCAAUAUCUAAAUGGUAGCAGUUUCUUUUAGUUUUCUUUUUUUUAUAUAUAUACAAACGGACCUUUUGAUAACCAGCAUUGCUGGUGUCUUGUCUGACUUCAUUCCCAGCACGUUAAGUGUUAAUCAUUCUUACAAAUACAAAGACCCAUUUAGUUACUGACGUAAAACACGUAUGUAAGGUGAGGGUAAAUGAUUUGUUCUGUUUAGUUUUCUUUCCCCUGUCAUGUCGUUGGUUUUCUUGUAUAUGUGCGUUUUCAGUGUAUGAGAAUGUAUCAAUAAAGUCUAAGGAUUGAAA